Messenger RNA from Hibiscus syriacus, 684 nucleotides. Its product is annotated as rab escort protein 1-like. Gene Ontology annotation, cellular component: Rab-protein geranylgeranyltransferase complex; nucleus; cytoplasm. Lineage: Eukaryota; Viridiplantae; Streptophyta; Magnoliopsida; Malvales; Malvaceae. The record is from RefSeq and is a predicted model, not a curated record. Gene Ontology annotation, molecular function: GDP-dissociation inhibitor activity. Gene Ontology annotation, biological process: small GTPase-mediated signal transduction; protein geranylgeranylation; vesicle-mediated transport. The transcript has 4 exons. The coding region runs from base 11 to 406 and encodes 131 amino acids.
UCCAUCGGGCAUGUUUGUGUUAUAUAUCUCAGCAUUAUGUAAUGAUGAUGAUCAAGGAAAGAAGUUAAUUCAUGCAGUCACUAACACCCUUCUUACAACUCCCCCUCCUAUAAAUUCUGAAAGUAAUGUUGUAGUUCAAAGUGAGACUGCAAAAAGUGGUUCUACGGGUCCAAGUGAUCCUGGAGAAGGAAAACCUACUCUACUUUGGAGUGUGCUGUAUAGCCAGGAGCUCACUUUGGGUCAAGUUGAUUUUAUCUGUUCUACUCCCAUGACAGAUGGUAAACUGAACUACGAUUAUCUCAUAGAUGCGACUGUUAAGUUAUUUAAGGAGAUUUUCCCUGAGGAUGAAUUCUUUCCACGGGCAUCCUCAGAGAAUCACGAGGAUGAUGGUGAUGGUGAAACCUAAAGAUUUGUUGAAUGAAAUAUCUUCUCUACUUUAAUGGAGCAUCAAACAAUCAUGAUCCUUCUCCAAAACUGCCCUCAAUGAUCGGGGGAUGCUUCUAUCUAAUGAUCUAUUUGAGAAAAAGGGUGAGGGAUUUGAUACACAUUUUACAAUUCCAAAACAUGGUGAUUUUUCGGAUAACUAAACCACUGCUGGCUUUGUUUCCCUUUGUAUAAACUUAUGUUGUAUCCAUCUUUUACCGGUUGUAUUUUGGCCAUAUUUAUAGUCUUGAUGUAACAGUA